AUGGGGAAAGUAAAGACUCAUUCAAAACUUGUGGUUGUGAUUAAGAAGCCGUAUGGUAGGGAGGGGGUUUUAUCGAUAAUGCCACCACGUGUACGAGGCAAGGGAAACGGUCCAAUGAGAGGUGGACCAUCAAGACAUGCAGGACCUUCCCAUAGGCGCACUCCGUCUGCGUUAUUUUCUAGCUCGAAUUCGCAUGACCAAUGGGGUCAUUCGUUUGAACCCACGAGACACUCGGUCUCAUUGAGUUCAUCACCCUCGUUUCAUCCAUCAUUUGGGCUGCCUAUUCCAGACGAGCCCCAGCAUUCCCAUCACUCUCAUGUUUCACAUCAUUCACAAGAUUCCCACCAAUCCUACCAUUCCUUGCAUUCUCAUUCUUUCCAUCACUCUGAUUCCACGUAUUCUCCAGCCCAGUUCAACCCUAAUGACUAUGUCAACGAUUUUCUGGGUUUCAAUCCUCUAGGACCCGAGGAUCACUUUUCCCAGGAGAUGGAAAUGGAUGACGACCCCGAUCCUGAUCUGCAAACCGGAACACCAGGUCACCCUAUCAGCAUCUCUAGCGGUUCUCCAUACCAAGGAUCACCUACCGAGGGCCCGACUCGUUUGUCGAAAGUUUCUCCACCACCUCUACCCGUUGAGGAACCACCUCAACAACCACCUCAACCACCUCCCGAGCCGCCGAGGCGAAGGAGGAAUGCACGAAUAUCCGUGCGAGGGGGAUCACGGUUCAGUUCCCCUCAAGGUUCAAGCUCAUACCCUCCGAUUCCUGAGGACCCCCAAAUGGGUGGACCCUCGCAUGCGGUGCCGGAAGACGAUCCUCCGCCGGUUUCUUAUGCACCGCCGCCACCGCCAGUGGGUUUUGAAAACCUGAUACCGACUUACCCAGGUUCUUCUGGGUAUAACCCUUUUGAAUACCCAACUUCUGCGGGUUAUGGAACUCAUGAUCCAUACCUUACAGCAGCACAGUAUAAUGCACUUUAUCCUUCUUCUUAUCCUCCAGUUUACCCAACUGGAUAUCCAGUGCAGGGGUAUCAAUACCCACCUUACCAGCAACCUCCUCCUCCCCAACAGGAGCAAACUCAGGAGAUUCUACAGAGGUUGGAUAGGGUUGAGCGUAAAGCAGAUGAAACCAAUAAGAAGCACAGCAGCUUUCUCAAGGGCUUUGCAAGUCUCAUCAAAGGCAAAAAGAAAUAG
Molecule: messenger RNA, 1191 nt
Organism: Helianthus annuus (common sunflower)
Lineage: Eukaryota; Viridiplantae; Streptophyta; Magnoliopsida; Asterales; Asteraceae
Product: cyclin-K-like
Exons: 3
Coding region: 1-1191 (396 amino acids)
Source: RefSeq, a predicted model, not a curated record